GCUGCCAGGUCACCGCCCGGCGCGGCGCGGCACGGCACGGGGGCUCUGCGGACCCGGCACCAUGGCAGCGCCGGAGAAGGAGAGGGAGGCCCAGAAGCUGCGGUUCGGACAGUGGCUGCUGAACGCCAUCAACAGCGGGAGCUACCCGGGGCUGCGCUGGAUCGACCCUGCGCGCACCACCUUCCGCGUCCCCUGGAAGCACAACGCCAGGAAGGACAUCACCAGCAGUGACCUGGAGGUCUUCAAGGCCUGGGCAAAGGUGAGCAGGCGGUACGAAGAAGGCUCCGAGGACCCAGCCAAGUGGAAGACCAACUUCCGCUGUGCCCUGAGCAGCACCCACAUGUUCAAGCUGGAAGAGGACAAUUCCAAGUGUGGUGAUGACCCCCACAAGGUCUUCUCCAUUGUCUCAGCCAACCUCCAGCACAGCAGGGAGGGAGCUUCCAGCAUCCCGAACCUUGUGGUGGACCAGCAGGCAGCACAACAGCAGCAGCAGGCACCACAACAGCAGCAACAGCUGGAGCUCCACCCCCAAGAUGUGGCCUCAGCAACUGCUGUCCCAAGAAGCACCGACUCCACACAGCUGUCAAUUCUGGAGGACCUGCUGCAGCAGUGUGACAUCUCUCCCCACGACCUUGACUCGCUGACCCCAUCCUGGGUGCCCACAGGUGCUUUCCCUGCAGGGAACACUCCCCACCAGGACACCCUGCUCCAGCCUUACGCAGACUCCAGCCAAAACGGCUGCUUCCAUCCCACGACAUUUGCACAGUGGGUGCCCACGGUGGAGCAGCCCACCUUGGACACCUACCAGCCAACGAGCCUCAUGCCACCUGAGGAGACUGGGGUCAUGGCACCGCCGUGCCACCUGACGGAGGGCACGGUCCCCGUGCAGUACGCGGCAGAGGUGGCCCUGUUCGUGCCUGCCGCCAGCCCCGUGCCACAGCCACGGCUGCUGCUGGAUAACACAGAUGGCAUCGUCUCCAUCCUGGACGUCACCAUCUACUACCGGGGCAAGGAGUUCCACCGGGAGGUGGUCGGCAGCAGCCGCUGCCUGCUGACGUACCAGCCCCCCAGUCUGCCGGAGAGCCCGUGCCCCUGGCACGUGGUGCACUUCCCCAGCCCCGCCAGCGUGCCCGACGGCAAGCAGCGGCGCAUGACCGAGGAGCUGCUGGGCAUCGCGGGGCUGCAGCUGGAGCAACGCGCCUACAAGGUCUUUGCCACCCGCUGGGAGAAGUGCAGGGUGUUCUGGGCCUUGUCCCAGCAGCUCGAGGGGGUCGAGGAGCCCCCACCCAACCUGCUCUGCCGGGACCAGGAAACGCCCAUCUUUGACUUCAAUGAGUUUUGCACAGAGCUGAGGGACUUCCGCAACGGCCAAAGGCGGCGAUCCCCUGACUUCACCAUCUACCUCUGCUUUGGGCAGGCCUUCUCCAAGGCCAAGCCUAAGGAGUCCAAGCUCAUCCUGGUCAAGCUGGUGCCCAAGUUCUGUGAGUACUACUACGAGCAGGUGCUGCAGGAGGGAGCCUCCUCCCUCGACAGCCACACCAUCAGCCUGCAGCUCUCCAACUCCUUCGACCUCAUGGAGCUCAUCGAGCAGUACAACAUGCAGCUGGGCUGAGCCCACCUGCCCUGCUCCCCAUGGCACAGGCAGCGGGACCACGGGGCAUCCCAGGCUCUGCAAACCAGCACCCCCCAGCCCAAGGACAGCUUCCCUGACCAGUCCUGGAGCUCACACACUGCUUUUCGCCUCUGUCAGCUUCUAGCAUGUGUUUUUGUGGAGUGGGUAAUUUACAGAUUUAUUUUCUUAAUUUUUUCCAAGGUAAAAUACAUAUAUGUAAGGAAACGUAGUUCUCUCUUGCUGCUGUUGCCUGGGUAUCUGCCUCUAUUAUCAGUCUAAAAUCUUUACCACCCUCUUCUAUCCCCAAAACCAUGGGGGUCUGUGCCCAGCCUUGUCUCAGCAACGUCCCUGCUGGCAGGGGCAGGCUGGUAUCAGCUUUAUCAGUGCCUUCUUCCCCUUAAAUUUGAGUAGAUGAGAUGGCUUCCAGGGUGAAGAGAUGCAUUUAUCAAUGCAUUUAUUUUCAUGCAUUAAGGCUACAAACAUGACUUGCAAGCAGAAUGUGUUGAGGACAGCUUGGCUUGGGCUAAACAAAAUUCUUCGUUGAGCACUGGCCCAGACUUACUCACUGGAGAUGUUCUGGAAAAAUAAGGCAGUAACUACAACACGAAACAUCAGACCGCCAGCUCAGAGGUGCGGAGGGGCUGGUAUCUCCGGGAGGGGUGUGGAAACCAGAGGGCUGCCUGAAGAUGGGGUGUUCCCUCCCCAGGCUGCAAGCAACCGCACCCCCUCAUUUCAGGAGCCUGCCCAUCCCUGUUGGUCCCUGGGCAAGGGGAGGCAGCAGUGUCCUUACCUGCCAAGUGACCUGGACGCUGCUGGGCCCAAAGGUGGUGCUCCCGUAGCUUGUCACGUGAUAGUGAGCAGAGGGCUGUGCUGGGGGCUCCUCCAGUGGCCUGGGUACUGCGGGAAUGGGUCACCCUUAGCACCUCAGCUCCAUGAAACUCCCAGCCCUCUUUCCCCUGAGCACAGUUGCAGCACAAACUCGGCUCACCUUUGGGCAGGAACAGCUCUGCACCGAAACGGUGCCCACGCAUCCGGCAGGUUUUAACAUCUUCCUUUGUCCUGUGGAGGAAAAAGCCCAGGAAAGAAGGAGCAGGAGCUGCCCUCAGCACUUCCCAUGGAAUAUGAUACCAAGCAAUGGAAGAGGCUUGCUCUUCCCACCCUGAGGUUGGUGGGACAGCUGCUGCCCUCCCAGGUGCCUGAACACCUUCAACUCUUCAUGACACAGGGACCUGGGGGCACAUGUCCAGAGGGAACAUUAUGUGCCUGAGCCCCAGAGCCUCAGCUUCUUCACCCUUCCCUCCAUGCUCCAGUUUCCCACAGCAGUGAGUGCUAACACCACCUGGGACACGAGCUGCCAUGGUCGGGAGAAGGGCACUGUAGUGCCUGGUGAGUUUCAUGACUAAUUCCACGCGGCUUUUAGAAGCUGCCCGGCCACACCAGGAUUGCAGUAGUGACCACCCCGGUCCCGCCCUUGCUCGGAGGGCACAGCGUGUACGUCCGGCCAGAGGAACCCCGUGGGACAGCUGGAUAUUCUGCAGGGAGUCCACACACGUGCAGCCCCAGCCACUCCUCAGCGAGCUUCCGGAUGAUGAGCGCAACUGCCACGAGGAAGUCCCAGGCAAACUGGAACCCUUCCAGGCAAAAAGAGAAUGUCUUGUUUUCUUACAGCCCCCAGCCACAGCAGCCCAGGAGAUUCUGUUGUGACCCACAAAUCACUUCCAGCCCACAGCCUCAGCUGUCAGACCAACUCCAUUUCUCCAGUCAACCAAACCUCCAUAAGGAAUCUAAUGAUAUGUUGGAAGAGCUCCCCAACUUGGGUGGCCUUUUUGCUUAUCACUUGAAGACCCAGCCUUAGACUACUCUGCUGGGGCCUUCUGGGAAAGGACAACCCAUUUGCUCCAUGACAAGAAUGAAAACUUGACUUUCCACUUUCAUGUGAUACCUUUAGAGGAGUCCUGAACAGAAUUGCAUGGAGAAAUGGGAAACCUUUAAGUGGACUGCUGGUGGAUCCAGGCCAGGCCAGGACACGUGGCAGAGGCUUCUUGGAACACUUCCCAUAGGGCUGGAGGUGGCAUUGGCAGAGCUAAGGAGAGACAUGGGGUUGGGAGUCAUAAAAUAUGGAUCUUCCCUGUCCUUUCUGAUGGCUUCCUGCAGCAGAGCUCCAGGUAGCUGUAGGCCCUCUGGUUAUUCUCUUUGAU
Messenger RNA from Hirundo rustica (Barn swallow), 3810 nucleotides. It is a transcript of the gene IRF7, whose product is annotated as interferon regulatory factor 7. The record is from RefSeq and is a predicted model, not a curated record. The transcript has 11 exons. Lineage: Eukaryota; Metazoa; Chordata; Aves; Passeriformes; Hirundinidae. The coding region runs from base 62 to 1612 and encodes 516 amino acids. Gene Ontology annotation, molecular function: DNA-binding transcription factor activity, RNA polymerase II-specific; protein binding; RNA polymerase II cis-regulatory region sequence-specific DNA binding. Gene Ontology annotation, biological process: immune system process; regulation of transcription by RNA polymerase II. Gene Ontology annotation, cellular component: nucleus.